Molecule: messenger RNA, 3599 nt
Organism: Bufo gargarizans (Asiatic toad)
Lineage: Eukaryota; Metazoa; Chordata; Amphibia; Anura; Bufonidae
Product: oocyte zinc finger protein XlCOF6-like
Exons: 8
Coding region: 1639-3534 (631 amino acids)
Biological process (GO): regulation of DNA-templated transcription
Source: RefSeq, a predicted model, not a curated record
CGCACUCUCUGGGGGGACGGAAUCGGAGGGGCGCACUCUCUGGGGGGACGGAAUCGGAGCGGCACACUCUCUGGGGGACGGAAUCGGAGGGGCGCACUCUCUGGGGGACGGAAUCGGAGGGGCGCACUCUCUGGGGACUGAUGCUGUACCAUCCAAUGUAAGCGUGUGCCACCUGGUUUUGCGGAGCGAUGUCACGGCUCUGGCGGCCGGGCCCCGUAUGGAGAGGGAUUGCUCCGUAUUUUUGGCCGGGCGGCUUUACUGUAUUUCUGUUUGUGUUUUAUUUGACAGUGUGAAGAACUCCCUGUUUUUGCACUUUAACCUGCUGUGUCCCUGUCUCGUUGCAUCGCUACCACCUGCCGACCUCCGCACAUGCCUACCACAUAUGGUGGCUUGGAGCAAGCGAUAGCAGUGAGGCACACACGUGGUGAAGGUCCCGGCUCACUGUGGCAUCGAAGCCACAGCCAUGAACGAACUCGCGAAGCAUCAGAGAGACCAACCGCCUGCUGGCCGAGCAGAUGUCACCGGCAGGGCUCUGCAGGAACAUCACUGUGGAAGGCCUCGGAGCUACCGCAGCGAACGGCUCCCGUGGUCUCGGCGUGGAUGAGCUGCUUGGGCUCUCAGGAUUUCACCGCUUAGAUGCCAUGGUCGCACACAAUUGACCACAGCAUCUGAGGGGUUAAAGGUCCAUGAUCGCUGUUAUUCUCGAUCACAGACAAUGCUUACGGGUGUCUACAGUGUAAAACAUCAGGCACCCGGCAGCUAUGGGGCUUACAGCUUCUGAGGGUGGAGGCAUGUCUGGUACAGGAGGGCACGAUAUGUAUGUGGGCAAACCACUGAAUGGAGAAUGGUGUGCAGGCUCCGGAAGAAGAAGCCCAGACCAGCGCGGUGGGAGAAGGUACAGCAUCGCUACGUGUGGGCAUUGCUUGUGUCUGAUGUGUGCCCGCUGCCUAGGGAGUCGUGUGACCUGUACCGGAAUGUAAACCAAGUGAGGACCCGGAGCACAACAGGUGGACCUCGGAAAUCCCACCACAUCACUGCUUAAAUAGAAAAGAGUCCCUAAUCUGGUAAUAGUGUGCUGCGCUGUGUGAAUGCACCCGUAUGAUGCUUAUAGAGUUAAAAAUGUGGACUAGAGUUAGGAAUAGGAACCCCUGAAGAAGCCUUGGGAGGCGAGACUGGUCGGGAGCUUAUGAGCUCCAUCCUGAGAAGUUUUCCACCAUUUUUCUACCUGUUUUAUAGCAGAUGUCCAUCCUGUGAGCAUUCGUAGUACAUACGGCCGGCUGCACAAGGUUCUGUCUCUGUGUCUCCAUAUUCCUGUGACUGAUGGAAAAGCUUCAUCCAACAACACGGUGGCCUGAAAGUGUGAGGGGCUGCAGAGUGGCCACCUACAGCAACAUCUGGAGAUCCAAGUCUACAGGAGGUCAUGUCAACCAGGAGGCUAGUAAGGGCACAGCGUCUGCACUGGUGCUGAGAAGAUGGCUCCUUUGGAGUAAAGCAGGUGCUCUGACCCUGACUGCUGGGGUUCCUGAGACUCGCCCGCCCCAGGCCUGGGAUAUGAAUUAAUACAUUUUACAGGCGCCGAGGGGUAGAGGACACCGGCCUUACAUACAGGACUCUCACAGAUAAAGUCUUCGUAAGACGAUGGUCCUUUCCAUCAAUGACCCAACAAGGAUGGAGAAGGACAGAAGCCACAUGCCUGCAGAGAUAUUAGACCUCGCCCUUGAGAUCAUCUCCUUGAUAACUGGAGAGGAUUACACAGUAGUGAAGAAGUCGUCUGAUGAGUUUGUGACACCUCGUGUGUCAGGAGGACGGAGCAGGACCCAGAGCCCCGUCACCGAGCCUCCACCUCAUUCACUGAUACAUGAGCAGAAGAUCCUAGAACUUACCAACAGGAUCACUGACCUGCUGAGCGGAGAGGUUCCUGUAAGGUGUCAGGAUGUCGUUGUCUAUUUCUCCAUGGAGGAGUGGGAGUAUUUAGAAGGACACAAGGAUCUAUACAAGGACGUCAUGAUGGGGAAUCAUCAGCCCCUCACAUCACUGGAUGAAUCCAGUCAAAGAAAUUCAUCAGAGAGAUGUCCUAGUUCUCUAUGUCCCCAGGACUGUCCAGAGGAGAAGCCGAAUGUCCCACUGGAUCAUCGGGACGUCAUGAUGGAUAAUCACCAGCCUCUCACAUCACUGGAUGGAUCCAGUCAGAAAAAUCCAUCAGAGAGGUGUCCUAGUCCUAUGUAUUCCCAGGACUGUCUAGAGGAAAAGCAGAAUGUCCCAGUGGAUCAUCGGGAAAGUGAUGGAAGUGGAAGGACGAGUGGCCUGGAGAACCCCACAUCGGUGUCAGUGACUGGUGACAACAGAAGGAGAGGCUCAGAUGGACAUCUCCUUUUAUCGCCCAGUUAUGAAGUAAAAGAUAAUCGGUCACAGAUUAGCAGGACAAGACUGGGUGAAAUGUUUUCAUGUUCUGAGUGUGGAAAACAUUUUACUGACAAAUCUCAUCUUUCCGCCCAUCAGAGUAUUCACAGAGAUGAACGUCCAUUUUCAUGUUCAGAAUUUGGGAAAUCUUUUAGCAAAAAAUCAAAUAUUGUUAAAGGUAAGAGGAUUCACACAGAAGAGAAACCUCCUUCAUGCCUAGAACGUGGAAACCGAAGUAAGCUUGAACAACAUCUUGCGAAACAGCAAAGACAUCCUAAACGUGAGAAGCUAUUUUCAUGUCCUGAAUGUGAAAAAUGUUUUAACAAAACAACAAAUCUAAGGGAUCAUCUAAGAACUCACACAGGAGAGAAGCCAUUUCCAUGUCCGGAAUGUGGGCAAUGUUUUAGAACUCAGUCAAAUCUUGUUAUGCAUCGGAAAUUACACUCAGGAGAUAAGCCAUUUUUAUGCUCAGAAUGUGGGCGCUGUUUUAUAAAGCAAUCAAAUUUUGUUAAACAUCAGAGAAUUCACACAGGAGAGAAGCUAUAUUCAUGCUCAGAAUGUGGGAAAAGGUUUACAGCUCAAUCAAGUGUUGUUGUGCAUCAGAGAAUUCACACAGGGGUGAAGCCAUUUUCAUGCUCAGAAUGUGGGAAACGUUUUGCCUUUCAUUCAGGUCUUCUUUCACAUCAGAGAAGUCACACAGGGGAGAAGCCGUUUUCAUGCUUAGAAUGUGGUAAAUGUUUUGCCCAUAACUCAAGUCUUGCUGAUCAUCUGAGAACCCACACAGAGAAGAAGCCAUUUUCUUGUCCUCAGUGUGAGAAGGGUUUUGGAAAGAUGUCAACUCUUGCUAAGCAUAUAAGAAAUCACACAGCGGAGAAGCCGUAUUCAUGCUCAGAAUGUGGGAAACGUUUCCGCUAUAAAUCAAUUCUUGCUAAACAUCAAAUAAGUCACACGGGAGAGAUGCCGUUUCCAUGCUCUGAAUGUGACAAAUCUUUUCGCUAUAAAUCAAGUCUUGCUAAACAUCAUAGACGUCACACAGGGGAGAAGCCGUUUUCGUGUCCAGAAUGUUGUAAAUGUUUUAGCUGUAAAGCGAAUCUUGUUAAACAUCAAAGAAGUCACACGAGAGCGAAGCUGUAAUUGUGUUCAGAAGGUGGGAAAUGUUUUCAACGCAAAUAAACUUUUGUGGGACAUCCGAGAACUCA